Enterobius vermicularis (human pinworm) is the source of this 825-nucleotide messenger RNA. The record is from the annotation of a GenBank genome assembly. Lineage: Eukaryota; Metazoa; Nematoda; Chromadorea; Rhabditida; Oxyuridae.
AUGUGGGUGGGCUCUGCAAGUUUGUCAACAGCUUUUCCAGUCACUUUUUGUACCGUCCUGAUCAGGAUGAUGAUAACAAUGAUUCUGACCUGUAAAUCACCGUCUAUUUCGGCACAUUCAACCACUACUAUCACUACCAGCGCCACCACGGAACCUACUACAACGGUCGUAGAUCUCAGUACGAUACACAGCAGUAUUAUCAAACCCGAUGAAUCUUUUAAAGUCGCUGUAAUUCAAGCACUCUUAGACGUUAAACCACAAAAGAGUACUGAAGCAGACGUCAAUUGGGCAACAAAUGAUGUUAAAAAUAGAAAGCCACGCCACAUAGCUGAAAAAUCGUCAGUUGAAAUCGACACAUCACCAUCUUCUGCAGCGAAAACCUAUCAUAUUCGCAUUGUGAAUACAGCCUGGAAAAAAUCAGAGGAUACAUCCGAUGAAGAUCCGAUAAGUAAAGUGUCAGAUGAAAGAAAGGAUGUACAGGAAAUAGAACGAAUUAUUCAUAGACGACACGGCGAACAUCCAAUACGGCAUCUACACCAUAACCGCCAUGUUUCAUCGAUGCCGCCUGAUCGUAAAAAAAGAGAACGAGAACAAUUCAAAGGUAAAAAAGUUAUGAAUCUGGUGAAGCCAAAAGAAGGUUUUGAGUGUCCGACGAGAUCAAAAAACCGUAUGAAAGAUCAUGUGACGGCAGUAACCAUUGAAGAAAUAUGCGAUGGUACACCCCACUGUCCCAACGAAGAAGACGAAGACCCAACAGCCUAUAAAAGAAUUGAUGGCACAAAUGGACAGGGACCUGAAGGACCAGAUCGGAAGGCACCAAACUGA